CCCCACUUGUGGGGGCAGUCAGUCAUGUGCGAAUUGCUCGGCCAAACAAAAAAUCAUUUUGUUCUCUCUUGAAUUGCUGUUGGUGGGGUUGGGGAAGAGGACAAGCUUUCCUUUCGAUAUAUCCACCCUUUUAUUUAUUUAUUUAUUGGCUCCUUGGAUCUAAAAUACAAAUUCAAUUAAUAAUAAAAAAAAAUAAUCCAUCAGUUUUUAUUAAAUUAAUUAAGGUCGUCGUCUGUGAUGGAAAUUGAUAUUGGGGAAUCGAAUAAUGAAAGCUGCAGAGGAGGGAUGUGGGUUUUGGAGCAGAAGCUUGAUCAGCCAAUGGAAGAAGAAGCUGGGAAGCUCAAACUCAUGCUCACUGAAAAGAAGUUCUCUUUGGUAUUGCUAUUGAGACUUGCAUUUCAGAGCCUGGGAGUGGUGUAUGGGGACUUGGGAACUUCUCCCUUGUAUGUCUUCUACAACACAUUUCCACAUGGAAUUGAAGACAGUGAAGAUGUCAUUGGGGCACUCUCUUUGAUCAUAUACUCACUCACUCUCAUACCUCUUCUCAAAUAUGUCUUCAUCGUCUGUCGAGCAAGCGACAAUGGCCAAGGUGGGACAUUCGCAUUGUAUUCUUUGCUAUGUCGACACGCGAAGAUCAAAACGAUCCCGAACCAGCACAGGACGGACGAAGAGCUAACGACUUACAGCCGCAACGCAUUUCACGAACAGUCGUUGGCUGCAAAGACAAAGAGAUGGCUGGAGGCAUACGCAUUCAGAAGCAAUGCUGUGCUUAUUCUGGUCCUUGUUGGUACUUGCAUGGUUAUUGGGGAUGGUAUUCUUACUCCUGCUAUAUCAGUUCUUUCUGCUACCGGAGGGAUCAAGGUGGUCCGUCCACAGAUGAAUAGUGAUGUGGUGGUGCUGGUGGCAGUGCUCCUACUGAUUGGGUUGUUCAGCAUGCAACACUACGGCACAGGCAUUGGCAUCUACAACAUCUCCCACUACGAUACCUCCGUUUUGAAGGCCUUCUCUCCCCUCUACAUUUACCGUUACCUCAACAGUAGGGGUGGCAAAGACGACGCUUGGACCUCCCUCGGUGGAAUCAUGCUCAGCAUCACAGGAACAGAGGCACUUUUUGCGGAUCUUUCUUAUUUUCCCCUACCAGCAAUUCAACUGGCGUUUACAAUCAUCGUCUUUCCCUGCCUUCUCUUGGCAUACUGUGGCCAAGCGGCCUACCUCAUCAACAAUAAAGAACAUGUCGUCGAUGCGUUCGAUCGUUCCAUUCCAGAGAGCAUAUAUUGGCCUGUUUUUGUUGUGGCCACAAUGGCUGCCAUAGUUGCAAGCCAAGCCGUAAUAUCGGCUACAUUUUCAAUAAUCAAGCAAGCACUUGCACUGGGGUGUUUCCCCAGAGUGAAGGUUGUCCACACGUCCAAGAAGUUCCUGGGGCAGGUAUACAUCCCGGAUAUCAACUGGGUCUUCAUGCUUCUGUGCAUAGCCGUGACGGCCGGGUUCAAGAACCAGAGCCAAAUCGGCAACGCCUACGGCACCGCCGUGGUCAUAGUCAUGCUCGUCACCACCCUCCUCAUGGUCCUCGUCAUGCUCUUGGUUUGGCAUUGCCAUUGGACCCUCGUCGUGGCCUUCACCGGCUUGUCUCUUUUCAUCGAGUGCACCUACUUCUCCGCCGUCCUCUUUAAGGUCGACCAGGGCGGGUGGGUCCCGCUCGCCAUCGCCGCCACGUUCCUCGCGAUCAUGUACGUCUGGCACUACGGGACGGUGAAGCGGUACGAGUUCGAGCUCCACAGCAAGGUGUCGAUGGCCUGGAUUCUCGGGCUUGGGCCGAGCCUGGGCCUGGUCCGGGUCCCGGGAAUCGGGCUCGUCUACACCGAGCUGGCGAGCGGGGUCCCGCACAUCUUCUCGCACUUGAUCACGAACCUCCCCGCCACCCACUCGACUGUGGUGUUCGUGUGCGUCAAGUACCUCCCGGUGUACACGGUCCCGGAGGACGAGCGGUUCCUCGUCCGGCGCAUCGGCCCGAAGAACUUCCGCAUGUUCCGUUGCGUCGCGAGGUUCGGCUACAAGGACCUCCACAAGAAGGACGACGAGUUCGAGAGGAAGCUAUUCGACAACUUGUUUAUGUUCGUUCGGCUCGAGACGAUGAUGGAAGGCUACUCGGACUCCGACGGGUACGGGGGGCGGGGUCUCGUGUCGGACGGGGACACGUACACGAGCACCGCCCCCUCGGUGGCGGCAGAGUCCGUAGUGGCCAUGGGCUCCGGCGGAGCGGUGGAGGGGGACGAUUAUGAUGAACUCGAGUUGCUGAAUGCCGGUAGGGAGGCUGGGGUGGUGCACAUACUGGGGAACACGGUGGUGAGAGCCCGGAGAGAUUCUCCGUUUUACAAGAAAAUUGCCAUUGACUAUGUGUAUGCUUUCCUCAGGAAAAUAUGCAGGGAAAACAGUGCCAUUUUCAAUUUGCCUCAUGAGAGCCUCUUGAACGUUGGACAAAUCAUUCGUGUCUAGCUGUUUGGUUUCUUUCUCUGAGUAAAAUAUAAUUUUCAACUUCUUGGAUGACAAAUCCAUGGCAUUAUCUUUUCUAUUUACUCUCUGCAAAAUAAUGGGGUAUUGUAAAU
Messenger RNA from Cuscuta campestris, 2603 nucleotides. Lineage: Eukaryota; Viridiplantae; Streptophyta; Magnoliopsida; Solanales; Convolvulaceae. The record is from the annotation of a GenBank genome assembly.